UUCAACCAACUCGGACUAUCACCACCAUGCCAUCAGCUCAGUUCCGAACCCUCGAGAGAGAGGACCGGUUUAGAAACCCACCCAAGUCCAACCAGGACAUUUAUCCCUUAUUAAAGGAUGCCAUCGAACCUCAUCUUGACUCCUUCAAUGCCUUAACCGAAGGACCUCAUGGAGGACUCUUAAAUAUGGCCGUAGCAGAUAUUGGAACUAAAACUAUUUUCGAUACUAAUAAUGAUGCUACCGGAAGAUUAGGUAAUAAAUUAAACAUUCGAGUGGAUUCAGUCCAAUUGGUAAAACCUGCCGUUAAUGCCAACGAUAAAUUAUCCAUUAAUAGAAAGACUUUACCUUAUGAAUGUAGAGAAAGAAUGUCUACUUAUAAGGCUAGAUUAUUAUUGAAAGUAGCAUGGACUGUCAAUGACUCUGGUGAAGAAGUGUCGGAAAUAAGAGAAGUUGGUCAAUUACCUAUUAUGGUCAACUCUAAUCGAUGCCAUUUACAAGGAUUAAGUCCUCAACAAUUAAUUGAUUAUAAAGAAGAAUCAGAUGAAUUAGGAGGAUAUUUCAUAGUCAAUGGGAUUGAAAAAUUAAUCAGAAUGUUAAUUGUACAAAGAAGAAAUCAUCCUAUGGCAUUAAUCAGACCUUCAUUUGGAAAUAGAGGUGCUUCAUACUCCAAAUUUGGGAUUCAAAUCAGAUGUGUAAGACCCGAUCAAACUUCACAAACCAAUGUCUUACAUUACUUAAAUGAUGGUAAUGUUACUUUCAGAUUCUCAUGGAGAAAGAAUGAAUAUUUAAUUCCAGUAGUCAUGAUCUUAAAGGCCCUUGUAGAAACCAAUGAUAGAGAAAUCUUCAAUGGAAUUGUAGGAUCAGACAUUAAGAAUUCCUUCUUAACUGAUAGAUUGGAAUUAUUAUUAAGAUCAUUUAAAAACUAUAACUUAUAUUCCAAACAAGAAACUUUAGCUUAUUUAGGUGAUAAGUUUAGAAUUGUAUUUAAUGCAACUCCUGAUGUAUCUGAUAUUGAAGUUGGUAAAGAAGUAUUAAGAAGAAUUGUAUUGGUUCAUUUAGAUAAUAAUGCCGAUAAGUUUAAGAUGCUUUUAUUCAUGAUCAGAAAGUUAUAUGCUUUAGUGGCAGGAGAUUGUUCUCCUGAUAAUCCUGAUGCUACUCAACAUCAAGAAGUUUUAUUAGGAGGAUUCCUUUAUGGAAUGAUUAUUAAAGAAAAGAUUGAAGAAUACUUACAAAACAUUCGUUUACAAAUCCAAUCAGAUAUUAAUCGUGGACUAGCUGUUAACUUUAAUGAUAGAAAGUAUAUGUCUAAAGUAUUCUUAAAGAUUAAUGAAAAUAUUGGACAAAAAUUACAAUACUUUCUUUCUACUGGUAACUUAGUUUCUCAAUCUGGUUUAGAUUUACAACAAGUAUCUGGUUAUACCGUGGUAGCAGAAAAGAUUAAUUUCCAUAGAUUUAUUUCUCAUUUCAGAAUGGUUCAUAGAGGUUCUUUCUUUGCUGAAUUGAAAACUACUACAGUUAGAAAGUUAUUACCAGAAUCUUGGGGUUUCUUAUGUCCUGUUCAUACUCCAGAUGGUUCACCAUGUGGUUUAUUAAAUCAUUUAGCUCAUAAAUGUAAAAUAUCUACUCAAGAUUCAGAUGUAUCUCAAGUUACUAAUUGUUUAUCUAAAUUAGGUGUAUCACCAGCUCAUACUUUUGCAGCUGGACCUAAUGUAUGUUGUAUUCAAUUAGAUGGUAAGAUUGUUGGAUGGACUAGUCAUGAACAAGGUAAGAUUGUAGCUGAUACUUUAAGAUUUUGGAAAGUUGAAGGUAAUCAUGGUUUACCAUUAGAUUUAGAAAUUGGUUAUGUUCCACCAUCUACUAAAGGUCAAUAUCCAGGUUUAUACUUAUUUGGUGGUAGAGCUAGAAUGAUGAGACCUGUCAAAUAUUUACCAUUAAAUAAGAAAGAUAUCUUGGGACCAUUUGAACAAGUUUAUAUGAAUAUUGCUGUAACUCCUGAAGAAAUUACUAAUAAUAUUCAUAGUCAUGUAGAAGAAUCUCCUACAAAUAUUUUAUCAAUUUUAGCUAAUUUAACUCCAUUCUCAGAUUUUAAUCAAUCUCCAAGAAAUAUGUAUCAAUGUCAAAUGGGUAAACAAACUAUGGGAACUCCUGGAGUUGCCUUGGUUCAUAGAUCUGAUAAUAAAUUAUAUAGAUUACAAACUGGUCAAACUCCUAUUGUUAAAGCCAAUCUUUAUGAUGAUUAUGGAAUGGAUAAUUUCCCUAAUGGUAUGAAUGCUGUUGUAGCAGUCAUUUCUUAUACUGGAUAUGAUAUGGAUGAUGCAAUGAUUAUUAAUAAAUCUGCGGAUGAAAGAGGAUUUGGUUAUGGUACUGUUUAUAAAGUUGAAAAAGUAGAUUUAUCUCAAUCUAGAAGAAGAGGAGAUCCAAUCACUCAACAUUUCGGAUUUGGAGAAGAUUCUUGGCCUGAAUCAUGGAAAGAAAAAUUGGAUGAUGAUGGAUUACCUAUUAUUGGAGUUAAAGUUGAAGAAGGUGAUCCAAUUGUGGCAUACUUUGAUGAAACUUUAGGUAAGACUAAAGUUAAGACUUAUCAUUCCAAUGAACCAGCCUAUAUUGAAGAAGUUAAACUUAUUGGUGAUGAUAAUGCUGAUCAAGAAGGUCAACAACUUACUAUCAAAUAUAGAAUUACUAGACAACCACUCAUUGGUGAUAAAUUCUCAUCUAGACAUGGACAAAAGGGGGUUUGUUCAAGAAAAUGGCCUCAAAUUGAUAUGCCCUUUUCUGAAACAGGUAUUCAACCUGAUGUCAUUAUUAAUCCUCAUGCUUUCCCAUCUCGUAUGACUAUUGGAAUGUUUGUAGAAUCAUUAGCUGGUAAAGCUGGAGCAUUACAUGGUAUUGCUCAAGAUUCUACUCCAUGGAAAUUUAGUGAAGAUGAUACCCCAGCUGAUUUCUUUGGUGAACAAUUACUUUCAGCUGGAUAUAAUUAUCACGGUAAUGAACCAAUGUAUUCUGGAGCUACUGGUGAAGAAUUAAGAGCCGAUAUUUAUAUCGGAUGUGUAUACUAUCAAAGAUUAAGACAUAUGGUUAAUGAUAAGUUCCAAGUUAGAUCUACUGGACCUGUUAAUUCAUUAACUAUGCAACCUGUUAAAGGUAGAAAGAGAUCUGGUGGUAUUCGUGUAGGAGAAAUGGAAAGAGAUGCUUUAAUUGGUCAUGGUACUUCCUUCUUAUUACAGGAUAGACUUUUGAAUUGUUCUGAUUAUACACAAACAUCCAUCUGUCGUCAAUGUGGUUCUAUAUUAACCACUCAAACUACAGUCCCAAGAAUCGGAUCUUUGGCUACUGUAAGAUGUCGUAGAUGUUCUCAAAAAUUGGAUACCUAUGUUCAAAAACACGGUUAUGCCAAUGACUCUGAUAUUUGGGAAGAUGGUCAAGGUAAGAAGUUUGUAGGAGGAGACAACACUUCAACUGUGGCUAUUCCAUUUGUAUUGAAAUACUUAGACUCUGAAUUAUCAGCCAUGGGAAUCAAGAUGAAGUAUAACGUGUCUCCUGCCUAAUCCUUAACUUAUUAUUCUUCAUCUCUUGUACAUUAGAAAUUUG
Scheffersomyces amazonensis is the source of this 3588-nucleotide messenger RNA. It is a transcript of the gene RPA135, whose product is annotated as DNA-directed RNA polymerase I core subunit. Gene Ontology annotation, biological process: DNA-templated transcription. The record is from RefSeq and is a predicted model, not a curated record. Gene Ontology annotation, molecular function: DNA binding; ribonucleoside binding. The coding region runs from base 27 to 3545 and encodes 1172 amino acids. Gene Ontology annotation, cellular component: RNA polymerase I complex; nucleus. The transcript has a single exon. Lineage: Eukaryota; Fungi; Ascomycota; Pichiomycetes; Serinales; Debaryomycetaceae.